GUCUACUUUAUCACGUUGAUGGUCAAAGAACCUUUAUUUCUUGCUAAAACAAAAACCAAGAGUAAAUACAUCUCAACUUCUCUAAAAUGAAAAUUUUUAUAUAUUUGUUGGCACUACAAUUAUUCAUCAAACUUAGUUCAGUAAAUGGUGCAGCCAUAAUUUGUGAAGAAAAGAAGGCUUCCAAAACAAAUGAAGAAACUGUGGAUAAACUUAACCACAAUACCUCAAGUCAUCACUUGCAGCACAACUCGCACAAGCAACACUACAAUGAAACCAAUAAACUGAAUAAAUUCUUGCAUAAAAUACAGUGUUCUCUCGAGAAGGCCAAACCAUGGAUCGAUGAAUUGGAACAGGAAACAAAGCGUUUAGAGGAAGCGGCUAAAAUUUUGGGUAUUGGCAUACUGAAUAGUUUUGGAGAUUUUAUUAACAAAUUAUCCGAGGAUGGCCCAACAUUAGGGCAAACUAUAGGAAUGAAUGUAACAGCCUCAACGGAAGGGGUGACGACGGAAGAAAUACCUGUAAUAUUAUGUCCCGAUGGUUUCGUAGCCGAUUACAAUGGCAUUUGUGAAAGGAUUUAAAUUUAUUUAAUUAAAUUUAAAUCAAUCUUCAAUGAGUUUAAAAUU
Molecule: messenger RNA, 623 nt
Organism: Stomoxys calcitrans (stable fly)
Lineage: Eukaryota; Metazoa; Arthropoda; Insecta; Diptera; Muscidae
Exons: 1
Coding region: 87-578 (163 amino acids)
Source: RefSeq, a predicted model, not a curated record